UUAUCUAUGGGCAAUCCAUUAAGUGUAUAUAUAAUCUAUGGGCGAUCUGCUGCCAUUAAUUGACUUUGACAAUUUUCAGUAAAUCUUAUUUUAUUAUCCAGAAAAAAUAAAAUCCUCGGGUGACUCACGACGAGUGCAAGGCGACGCCCAGUUUCAGUCCUUUAGUUUUGCUUUGGUUUUCAACAUAGGCCUCUCGGACACAGCCGUAAUGGAUAUGAUGGUAUCAACGUUACAGCAGCAGCGGGCUGUAACUGAGCAGCUCCGCAGAGAAGCAGCAAUAAAGAGAAUCCCGGUAUCUGUAGCAGUUUCAGAUAUCAUCAAGUAUAUCAAUGAACACGAGCAAGAAGAUUGCCUUUUGGUUGGGUUUUCGAGUCAGAAAGUAAAUCCAUUCCGUGAAAAAAGUUCAUGUACUGUCCUUUAAAUGAUCUUUACCUCUAAUAUAUUUGGAGUCAUCUGUAAUGGAAACUUCUCUAGUUACUAAUUUAUUAUUAACGUUUAGAUUAUUUCUGUUUCCAUGAUUAAUAUAUCCGAUUUCGCAUUUUAUUGUUAAUUAAAAUGUUCAUGGAUUGUGUUUU
This is a messenger RNA of Bombyx mandarina (wild silkworm), 575 nucleotides long. It is a transcript of the gene Ggamma1, whose product is annotated as guanine nucleotide-binding protein subunit gamma-1. Gene Ontology annotation, biological process: G protein-coupled receptor signaling pathway. The record is from RefSeq and is a predicted model, not a curated record. Gene Ontology annotation, cellular component: heterotrimeric G-protein complex. Gene Ontology annotation, molecular function: G-protein beta-subunit binding. NCBI's taxonomy places the organism in Eukaryota, Metazoa, Arthropoda, Insecta, Lepidoptera, Bombycidae.